Abrus precatorius (Indian licorice) is the source of this 1958-nucleotide messenger RNA. RefSeq names its product F-box protein SKIP2-like. Gene Ontology annotation, biological process: SCF-dependent proteasomal ubiquitin-dependent protein catabolic process. Gene Ontology annotation, molecular function: protein binding. Bases 98 to 1696 code for a protein of 532 amino acids. The record is from RefSeq and is a predicted model, not a curated record. NCBI's taxonomy places the organism in Eukaryota, Viridiplantae, Streptophyta, Magnoliopsida, Fabales, Fabaceae. Gene Ontology annotation, cellular component: SCF ubiquitin ligase complex. The transcript has a single exon.
AAUCACUUAUUGCAUUAUUGGAUUACUUGUUCUCAUAAAUUAAAUAGGUACACCGCUCACAAAGAAACAAACACACGUUACAUUUUUACAUUUUAUAAUGGGACAAUCACCGUCCACGCCUGUUUGUACGCCGGACCUCAGUCGCCGGGAAACCUUCAACACCGACCGAAUCGGUUAUGGGGACGCUGAUUUUUCCGACGAAUCUAUCGGCAGAACCCGCGACUACACCGCCGACAUUCCUGACCAGUGUUUGGCUGGAAUCUUUCAGUUCCUGAGCAACGUCGAUCGGAAAAGCUGUUCCACCGUCUGCCGGAGAUGGCUACGCGUCGAUGGCGAGAGCCGCCACCGGCUAUCCCUGAACGCUCAGGCGAACUUGGUGGAGAUGGUUCCCUCUCUGUUCGCUAGGUUUGACUCGGUCACGAAGCUGGCUCUGCGAUGCGACCGAAAGUCGACGAGCAUAAACGACGACGCUUUGAUCUUGAUCUCGCUGCGGUGCAAGAAUCUGGUGCGUUUGAAGCUUCGCGGGUGCAGGGAAGUCACCGAGAUCGGAAUGGCCAGUGUUGCGGCGAAUUUGAAGGCUCUGAAGAAGCUUUCUUGUGGCUCGUGUGUGUUUGGCGCUAAGGGUAUUUACGCUUUCGUUAAUCACUGUACGGUUCUUGAAGAGCUUACUGUGAAGAGGCUUAGAGGGUUUGAUGAAGGAAACACCCAAUUGGUUCCUCUUUCUAUGGUUUCUUCUUCGUUGAAAUCAAUUUGUCUUAAGGAGCUUGUCAAUGGGCACAUUUUUGCGCCGCUUAUAAUUGGUUCUAAAAAGCUUCAAACUUUGACGCUGAUUCGUUGUUUGGGAGAUUGGGAUGCGACUCUAGAGACUGUUGGGAGGUUGAAUUUUGGGUUGGUUGAAAUUCAUCUUGAGAAGGUUCAGGUUAGUGAUGUGGGUCUUCUGGGGAUUUCCAAGUGUUCGAGUUUGGAAAGUUUGCACCUUGUGAAAACUCCAGAGUGUUCAGAUGUGGGGCUUUCUGAUGUUGUGGAGCGAUGUAGGCUUUUGAAGAAGCUUCACAUCGAUGGGUGGAGGACUAAUAGGAUUGGUGAUGGUGGUUUGGUUUCUGUUGCUAAACAUUGUUCUAAUUUGCAAGAGCUUGUGUUGAUUGCUAUGUAUCCUACCUCUUUGAGCUUAGCGGCAAUUGCUUCUGGUUGCCAGAGUUUGGAAAGGUUUGCUCUUUGUGGGAUUGGUACUGUUGGUGAUGCAGAUAUUGAAUGCAUUGCUUCAAAGUGUGUCGCACUUAAGAAGCUGUGCAUUAAGGGAUGCCCCGUUUCUGAUGCUGGGAUUGCAGCUUUUGCUUCGGGAUGUCCCAAUUUGGUUAAACUCAAGGUAAGGAAGUGUGAAAAAGUUACUGCUGAAGUUAUGGAGUGGCUGCGUGUGAGGAGGAGUUCUUUGGUGUUUAAUUUUGAUUAUAGUGAAGUUGAAGCUUUGGAUGGCAGUGGUAGUGAUCUUGGAGUUCAGGAAAGUAGCAUAGCGUUUCAUCCAAUGGACACCCAAGUAACACUAGCUGUUGAUGUUACUUCAGGCAAUAAUAGCAACAACAAUCGAUUUUCUAUGUUCAGGACCAAGUUUGGUUUUUUUGCCGGAAGGAGUUUUGUGCCCUGUGCUUUCAGAAGGUGGGUAAACAUUGAUGAUAUCUCCAAUACGAGCUUUCAAUGAUCUUUUAGUUAAGAGUGAUAAUACUUUCUUUCCAUUUUUUCACAAUGCGUUGGAUGACUUCUUCUCUGUUCAGUGUUCUGUUACAUGUUCCUUGAAAUGUUGCUCACUGAUCUUUUUUUCCUUGUGGGUUUAUGGCAGUUGUUAACUAUAUGUGUAGCCAAUUACCUUCAUUAACAGGUCUUAAUGGCGUGGGAAAUGGUUUGAAAUGGGAUAGAAUGAAAUGAAAUCAAUCAAAUAAAGAUAAUUGAAUGAAUUCUUAUAU